Amphibalanus amphitrite is the source of this 1879-nucleotide messenger RNA. Its product is annotated as probable indole-3-acetic acid-amido synthetase GH3.9. Gene Ontology annotation, molecular function: acid-amino acid ligase activity. The record is from RefSeq and is a predicted model, not a curated record. The transcript is spliced from 9 exons. Gene Ontology annotation, cellular component: cytoplasm. The coding region runs from base 48 to 1865 and encodes 605 amino acids. Lineage: Eukaryota; Metazoa; Arthropoda; Thecostraca; Balanomorpha; Balanidae.
CUCACUCGCUUGCGCCGGUCACUCUUUGUGGACUACUCACUUCAUCUAUGGAGAUUCUCUGCACAGUGGCGGCAUGGUGUCUGGCAGUGGUGCUCGGCAUUGUGCUCGUACUCGCGGUCGACCUAUACACCAGACCUAAGUCACGUUUUCAUACCACUUCGAGUCUCCUCUACGCGUAUAUAUUGGGCCUCAUCACAGUGCCUAUUGUAAAUAUUAAUAUAAGACGGCUCAGAAAACAGUUUGACAACUUUAUUCAGACCCAGGAGCAGUUCCUGCUGCGUCAGAUCCGUGACAAUGAGAACACCCAGUACGGACGGGACCACCAGUUCGGGCGGAUCCACAGCCUGGCGGACUUCCGCCGCCUGCACCCGGUCACCACCUACAGCGACUACACCGAGUACCUGGAGCGCGCCGAGAACGGAGACGUCGGCGCCAUCCUCGGCAAGAGCAAGCUGCUGCUGAUGGCCUGCUCGUCGGGCACCACCGGCAAGUCCAAGCACAUCCCCAUCUCGAGCGGCUUCUCGGCGGUGAUGCUGCAGAUGCACGCCGCGCUGUGCGUGUUCCAGCCGCUGCCGCAGACGGUGCGCGUCCCGCUCUACAAGGAGAUGGCGCUGCUGUGCAAGCCGCGCUGGCGGUAUACGCCCAGCGGACUGCCCAUCGGGCCGCUCUCCGGCAUCUACUCCAAGAAGCCGCACAUGCUGGCGCAGUACGCCACGCCGUUCGGGGCGCAUGUGGUCGACACCGAGACGGAGGCCAUCUACACGUCGCUGCUGUUCGGACUGCGCGACCCCGACCUGUGCCGAGUCGACUUCGGGUUCGCCUCCACCUUCUACAACGUGAUGCAGUUCUUGGAGAGCCACUGGCGCGACCUGGUUGAGGACAUCCGAUCGGGUCGGCUGAAGGAAAACCUGAACGUGACGGAGGAGCAGCGGCGCGCCAUCAACAAACACCUGGUGCCGGACCCGCAGCGGGCCCACCAACUGGAGGUCGAGUUCAAAAAGGGGUUUACAGCGAUCAUCCCUCGGAUAUUCCCAAAGGUGAACAGUGUAUCGAUGCUCCACUCCGGAACAUCAAUGUCACUCUACAAGAGCAAGUGCCUCCCAUACCUGGGGCACCUGAAGCCAAUCUCAUUCGUGUACGGCUCGUCGGAGGCGUUUUUCGCCGUCAACACACGUCCGGCCGGCGCCGAUCCCGCCUACGUGGUGGUGCCCACUAUGGCUCUGGUGGAGUUCCUGCCCGUGGAUGACGCCGGGUCGCCGCUGGACGGCGCGGAGCCGCUGCUCGCCGAUCAGCUCAAGGUGGGCAGCGUGUAUGAGCCCGUCAUCACCAACAACGCGGGCUUCUACCGCUACCGUCAGGGAGACGUGGUCAAGGUGGUCGACUUCUACCACCAGGCACCCUGCGUCGACUUCCAGUUUAGGGCGGGCCAGAUGCUAAACGUGCACAUGGAGAAGCUGUCGGAGGAGGCGUUCAUGACGGCCCUGCAGACGGCCGCCGGACGCUGGAGCGGCGUCUCCGUGCGAGAGGUCACCAGCGCCGAGAGCGUGCUGGACCCGAACCCGCAGCCGGGCGCGCCAUACUACCUGGUCUUUCUGGAGCUGGAGAAGGGCCAGCUCUCAGCGCAGCAGGCCGAAACGAUCGAUGAGGUCCUGCGUGAACAGCACUAUGUCUACAAGUCCUUCCGCGACAAGGGGUCCAUUGCACCUAUGAAGGUGCAGCUGGUGGAGCCGGGAACGUUCCAGAAGUUCCGCCAGUUCCAGUUCGACACGACGUCGGCGUUCGUGACGCAGUUCAAACAGCCGCGCGUGCUCCGCACCCAGCGCCAGCUGGAGUUCUUCCUCCAGCACGUCACACCCUUCCAGUGACCGAUCGCCGACAG